GUGUCUUAGCAGAUCCCUUUUCUUGCAGGCACCUCUCUGGCCUCUCCUCGGCCAUGGCCAAAGGAUUCUUUAUCAGCAAGACAUUGGGUAUUGUAGGCGUUGUUCUUGGCCUGGGGGCUGUGGCCACCAUCAUUGCCCUCUCAGUCCUCUACUCCCAGGAGAAGCAACGGGCAGAUGAUGCUUUGUCCAACCUGACCCCAAACAGCACUAUCACGGCUGUCACCGCCAGCGCUACCACAGCCGGCACCACCAGUGGCACUGCCAGCGCUACUGCAGCCGGCACCGCCAGUGGCACCGCCAGCGCUACCGCACCCAGCACCGCCAGUGGCACCGCCAGCGCUACCGCACCCAGCACCGCCAGCACUAACAACCCUUGGGACCACAUGCGGUUGCCCAAAACCUUGAAGCCCACAUUUUACACCGUCAGUCUGCAGCCGUUCCUGACGCCAGACCGCCGGGGCCUCUACGUUUUCGAAGGCAACAGCACGGUACAGUUCCAGUGCGUGGAGCCCACCGACCUCAUAAUCAUCCACAGCAAAAAGCUGAAUUACACUCGGCAUGGGGAGUUCCUUGUGUCCGUGACAGGAACUGAGGGUGCCGCCCCACCCAUCAUCCUUCGUACUUGGCUAGUGGAGAAGACGGAGUACUUGGUGGUGAAACUCAAAGAAAAUCUCCAGCAGAAUAAGUUGUACGAACUGCACAGCACCUUCGCUGGGGAGCUGGCAGAUGAUCUGGCUGGCUUCUACCGCAGUGAAUAUAAGGAAAAUGGGACAAACAAGGUGCUGGCUACGACACAGAUGCAGGCUGCUGAUGCCCGCAAAGCUUUUCCUUGCUUUGAUGAGCCUGCCAUGAAGGCCAUUUUCUCCAUCACUCUGAUUCACUUGCCUACAUACAGGGCGCUCUCCAAUAUGCACGUGAACAAUUCUGUGGAAGUAAUACAGAACCAGACAACCUGGAUCCGGACUGAAUUUAACCCCACCCUCAAGAUGUCUACCUACUUGCUUGCUUUUAUUGUCAGCCAGUUUGAGCAUGUGAAUGCUACCCAGAAUAGCACUGAGAUCCGGAUCUGGGGCCGUCCCACGGCCAUCAAGGAGGGCCAGGGUGACUACGCUCUCAAAGUCACUGGACCCAUUCUCAGCUUCUUUGAGCAGCACUACAACAUAUCUUAUCCUCUGAGCCAUUUAGACCAGGUUGCCCUUCCAGAUUUCAAUGCUGGAGCAAUGGAGAAUUGGGGGCUGCUCACAUACCGUGAGAGCGCGCUACUCUUUGACCCUGGUUUCUCUUCCAUUGGCAACAAGGAGCGGAUUGUGACGGUGAUUGCUCAUGAAGUUGCCCACCAGUGGUUCGGAAACCUGGUGACCCUGGAGUGGUGGAACGAUCUGUGGCUAAAUGAGGGGUUCGCAUCAUACGUGGAAUAUCUCGGUGCGCACGCAGCUGAGCCCAGCUGGAAUAUUAAAGACCUGAUUGUAUCGAACGACAUGUACCGCGUGAUGGCCAUCGAUGCCCUGGCUUCCUCACAUCCACUCUCCACCCCUGCAGAUGAAAUCAACACCCCAGCUCAGAUCAGUGAAGUGUUUGAUUCCAUUUCCUACAGUAAGGGGGCGUCUGUGCUCCGGAUGCUCUCGGAAUUCCUGACCGAGGACGUGUUCAAGGAGGGCCUGCACUUAUACUUCCAGUCCUACGCAUAUUCAAAUACUAUUUGUGAUAACCUCUGGGAAAAACUGCAGAUGGCGGUGGAUGAGAAAAACAAUCUCCCGGCUACCAUCAAGACCAUCAUGGACCGUUGGACCUUGCAGAUGGGCUUCCCAGUUCUCACCGUUAAUACCUUCACAGGCAUCGUAACCCAAAAACAUUUUCUGCUGGACCCAGGAACUCCUGUUGAGCGACCCUCGGUGUUCAAUUACACCUGGAUUGUUCCUGUCUCCUGGAUCAGUGGUGGAAAGAAGGGAGACCUCUACUGGCUCACGAACACAUCAGCUGUGUAUGACAACUUCAAGACUUCUGCUGACCCUGCCAAGUGGCUGCUACUCAAUGUUAAUGUCACGGGCUAUUUCCGGGUAAACUAUGACUUGGAAAACUGGGAGAGGCUCAUGAAGCAGCUGAAUCAGAAUCCCCAGGAGAUCCCGGUUCUAAACCGUGCCCAGAUCAUUGAUGAUGCCUUCAACCUGGCCAGAGCCAAGCACGUCGGCACAGACCUGGCCCUGAACACCACCCGCUACCUGGCCAAUGAGAUGGAGUAUCUUCCUUGGGACGCGGCCCUGGACAACCUGGACUACUUCCGACUCAUGUUUGAUCGCAGUGAAGUCUAUAGGCCUAUGCAGAGAUACAUCCAGAAGCAGGUCACCCCCUUGUUCAACUACUUUCAGAACCUCACUGCCAACUGGACCCAAAUCCCAGCUGGCUUGAUGGAUCAGUACAAUGAGAUCCUAGCCAUCAACACAGCCUGCUCCUACGGCGUCUCUGAGUGCCAGCACCUAGCCUCCUCCUGGUUUGAGUCCUGGAGAAAAAACCCCAGCAAUAACACGAUCCCGCCCAACCUGCGCUCCGCCAUCUACUGCAGCGCCAUCAGCACAGGCGAUGUGGCGGUCUGGGACUUUGGCUGGCAGAUGUUUCAGAAGGCCACGGUGAUCUCAGAGGCUGACAAGCUUCGACGGGCCCUGACCUGCAGCCAGAUCCCAUGGGUCCUUCAGAGAUACCUUCAGUUCACCCUGGACCCCACCAAGAUCCGCCGCCAGGAUGCCACGUCCACCAUCAACAGCAUUGCCCAGAACCUGGCCGGGCAGGACCUUGCCUGGAAUUUUGUACGCAUCAACUGGAGGACCCUCUUCAACCAGUUUGGGACAGGCUCCUUCUCUUUCUCGAGCCUCAUUCAGACGGUGACACAGAGGUUUGCGUCCACUUCUGAACUUAAACAGCUGGAGCAGUUCAAGGCAGACAACGCUGAUGUGGGGUUCGGCUCAGCCACCCGGGCGCUCGAGCAGGCCCUGGAGAGAACGAAGGCCAACAUCAAGUGGGUGGAAGAGAACAAGGCGCUUGUCCUGAAGUGGUUUGAGGAGAACUCGUAGGGAAUCCUUCUGGUGGCUGAGCCCCGAUGGAGCUGCCUCCCCGGCUCCCUGAAGUGUCUCCCUGGCCUGGCGGCUUCCUCAGUCCCGGCACUCUUGCUGUGGCCUCCGCGAUGCUUUGCCUUCGAGACCACUUGGCUUCCCAGGCCCCUGAGGGCAGAGCAGGGGGCUGCGACUCUCUUGGAAAGGCCCCUCUGUAAUUCUGUAACCCCAACUUGGUAAAUUAAAGAGUCUCUCGAACUGUA
Python bivittatus (Burmese python) is the source of this 3307-nucleotide messenger RNA. RefSeq names its product alanyl aminopeptidase, membrane (gene ANPEP). Gene Ontology annotation, biological process: peptide catabolic process; proteolysis. Gene Ontology annotation, molecular function: metalloaminopeptidase activity; peptide binding; zinc ion binding. Gene Ontology annotation, cellular component: plasma membrane; cytoplasm. The record is from RefSeq and is a predicted model, not a curated record. Lineage: Eukaryota; Metazoa; Chordata; Lepidosauria; Squamata; Pythonidae.